GAAGUUUCGACAGCAGUUUGGGGCAGAAGGAGUAAAAGAGGAAGUCUUCCGUUCAUACUGCUGUUAAAAGUUGAUUUUAAAUAUAUUUCCUCAUUAGACUGCGGCGUUUGAUGUGGUUUAGAGCGGCCGCAGUCUGCGUGCUUAUCGCCGUGUGUGUCUUUCACACUUUAGACUUUAACUCGGAGCCGACCAGUUCAGAACCGAGCGGAGCCGAACAGAGCCGAGCGGAGCCGAGCGGCAGCAUGUCCUCGCCUGCUCUCCGUCAUGUGGUCUGGGAGUCGGAGGGCCUGGUGGCCCACCUCCACCCCCGGCCCUGGACGCCGGGCUCCGUCAUCCUGGAGAGACGCGCCCCUGGACCCCUCGGGGGGAGCAUCUUCCACCUGGAGGAGGCCGAGUACCUGUCCUGGCUGCUGGGGGCUCGAGCCGUGUCCCGGCGGCUGUGUGAGGGGCUGGGCGUCCGCAGGUGUGCGCUGGUCAGCAGGCCGCACACACACACCCCGGCUCAGAUCCGGAUCCUCCCCCUGCACGGCCUCGAUGCGGAGUGGCGCCCCCACCUGGCCGGGGACGAGGAGUUCAACAUCGUGGACCCGGGCUACUGCACAUCGAAGACCGCCCCGCGCUGGAGCGACUCCAGCCUGACGGAGAUCCAGACCCGGAUCCGGUCCAGGCUGCCCUCCCCCGACGCGCCCCCCGACCUGCGCUUCCUGGGAGACGACCCCGCCCACCCGGGCCUGUUCCCGCGCAUCGUCCGCGGGGAGGAGCAGCAGUGGCGGGUGUGGGAGGACGGCGGCCACGUGGCCUUUCUCACCCCUUUCCCCAACUCUCCCGGCUUCACCGUGCUGGUGCCCCGCCGACCUCUGACCUCUGACAUAUUCAGACUGGAGAGGAGGGACUACGAGGAGCUGGUGCUGGCCGCCCGGAAGGUGUCCCGGCUCCUGGAGGAGGCGCUGGGCGCCUGGGGGGUGGGGCUCAUCUUCGAGGGCUUUGAGAUCGACUACGCUCACGCGAAGCUGAUACCGCUGUUUCUGCCUCCGCCGCCAGAGGUUAAAGGUCACAGCAGCACGCCGCCCCAGUUCUUUCCCAUUUACCCCGGGUACGUGACCUCCGAGGACGGCCCUGAAGCCCUGGCGGACAGUCUGGAGGAGAUCCACUCCAAACUCACCCACCACUGACGCACGUCGUUCCUACGGUCUGCUCAUGUUUAUAUCGAGACUUUCUGCUUCGUUACAGAAACAAACAACUGGUAGCCCGACAAGCUAACUGCUUCGUUUUCAGUGCGAGCGGACAUCGUUUUGAAAAUCCGAUGUGUUCCGACUUGAAAUGCCAUGAAAACGGGGUCUGACAGAUCUUUGAACUUGAAGCUUAAUGAUGUUGAGAUGCCACUUUUUUAGCAAUAUUCUAUGUGAAGCUGAUCUGUUUUAUACUCCUGCUGAAGAGUGUUUGAGAUAAACUCUCUGGAUUCAAAACAUGGUUUCAUUUCCUGUCUUGUGAUUUCAUGUCAGUUGAUAUGGGGAGCUGCUCAUGAAUGGUUCAACGUGUGGAAGAUCCUUCACCUUUACC
Messenger RNA from Salarias fasciatus (jewelled blenny), 1560 nucleotides. RefSeq lists its product as uncharacterized. Gene Ontology annotation, molecular function: catalytic activity. Lineage: Eukaryota; Metazoa; Chordata; Actinopteri; Blenniiformes; Blenniidae. The transcript has 3 exons. The record is from RefSeq and is a predicted model, not a curated record. Bases 111 to 1172 code for a protein of 353 amino acids.